CAUCUGUGGAAACGCUGAAGUUCCCAUUAAGCCCACUGUGACCCUGCAGCCAUCCUGGACUCAGAUAUACAGCGGUGAGAUAGUCACUGUGAGAUGUGAGAUUCUGGAAAGUGAAGGAGCUCAGUGGAUGUAUGAAUGGAGACGAGGCCAGUCAAACAUAGGUCAAACAUCCAAUGAAUACAAAAUCAUCAGCGCUACUGAGUCUCAUGGUGGAGGAUACAGCUGCCGGGGCAGAAGAGGCUCUUCCUGGACAGAGUGGAGCAAUAUCACCUCAUUAAUUGUAUUAUCUCCUCCUAAGCCCACUGUGACCCUGCAGCCAUCCUGGACUCAGAUAUACAGAGAUACCACGGUCACUGUCAGAUGUGAGAUCCAAGGAGGUGAAGGAGCUCAGUGGACGUAUGAAUGGAGACAAAACCAGUUAAACACACCUCCAACAUCCAGUGUAUAUACAAUCAACAGAGUUACUGAGUCUGAUGGUGGAGAAUACAGCUGCCGGGGCAGAAGAAGCUCUUCCUGGACAGAGUGGAGUGAUAGCACCCCAUUGAAAGUAAUAGUUCCCAUUAAGCCCACUCUGACCCUGCAGCCAUCCUGGACUCAGAUAUACAGCGGUGAGACAGUCACUGUCACAUGUGAGAUUCAGGGAGGUGAAGGAGCUCAGUGGACGUAUGAAUGGAGACCAGCCAAGUUAAACACACCUCAAACAUCCAAUGAAUACAAAAUCACAGUUACUGAGUCUGACAGUGGAGGAUACAGCUGCCGGGGCAGAAGGGACUAUUCUUUAACAUACUGGAGUAAUAUCAUCAGACUGACUGUAUCAUCUAAACCAAAGGCUGAACUGAGAGCUGAUAGGACAGCUGUUCCAGUAGGGGGCAGUGUGACCCUGACCUGCUCUGUGAGCCCAUCAUCAUCAUCAUCAUCAUCAUCUAGAUGGAAAUACUACUGGUACAGAGAUUGGAAAUCUAAUGAAGCUUUGACAAAUGGACAAAUCAGUGUCUCAGACGGAGGACUCUACAGCUGCAGAGGAGGAAGAGGAGAACCAGUUUACUACACAGAGUACAGUGAGUCAGUCAGGAUUGACACAACUGUGUCAAACAGGCCUGUUGUGACUCUGUAUCCAAACUGGUCUGAGAUAUACAGAGGAGAGACGAUCACUGUCAGAUGUGAGAUCCAUGGAGGAGACACUGAGUGGGAUUAUGAGUGGGAAACAAACAGCAUCAUAAAACCUCCAAAUCAAAAUGAAUACAGGAUUGGAUCUGCUUCAUCAUCCAACAGUGGAAACUAUCGCUGUAAGGGCAGAAUGAAAAGUUCACGGUAUAAAACAACAGAGUGGAGUGAUUCAGUCACACUGACAGUUUCUGACAAUAAACCCCGUCCUGUCCUCACUGUGUCUCCAUCAUGGCUGAGUCCUGGAGCCUCAGUAACUCUGAACUGUCAGGUUGAACAUCCGUCUGCAGGAUGGAGCUUCUACUGGUAUAAAGCUGUUCCUGAUCUAUCAGAGAAAUCCUCCAGUUAUGAGCUGCUACCUGAUGGCAGUGGGACUGCACAGGACUCCUACAUCAUUCAUGGACAGACACACACAGCAGGAUAUGUGUGCAGAGCUGGAAGAGGAGACCCAGAGUAUCACACUGAUCACAGUCAACCAAAGUUUGUCUGGUCUGCAGAUGUUCAUUCAGCAGCGUCUCUCACAGUGAGUCCUGACAGAGUGCAACACUUCACCUCUGACUCUGUCUCACUGACCUGUGAGGGAAACUUCACUGAGUGGAGAGUGAGGAAGUUCUCUGAGGACGGCCGACUGUACUCUGACUGUAGGAGAAUGACUGGAUCCACAUGUAACAUCAACACAUCAAAGUCAGAUACUGGAGUGUACUGGUGUGAGUCUGGAUCAGGAGAGUUCAGCAGUGCAGUCAACAUCACUGUACAGAAUGAUGGUAAUGGUCCUAUCCUGGUGAGUCCUGUUCAUCCUGUGACUGAGGGAGCUUCUGUUAGUCUGAGCUGCAGUUUGAAAACACAAAAAAUACUUUCCAAUGUGUUUUUCUAUCACAAUGACAAACUUAUUCAAAAUGAUACGCGAGGGGAGCUGAACAUCUCUGCAGUGUCAAAGUCUGAUGAAGGUUUCUACAAGUGUCAGUACUCAGGAAGAGAGUCAGCACAGAGCUGGAUGUCAGUUAAAGUAACUGUGUCAGGAGCUGACAGCUUUUUAUCUCCUGUGUGGUUGAUGGUUGGACUGGUUUGUGGAGUCUCUCUCAUUAUUAUUCUCCAGCUAUUGUUGCAUCGCUGCAGACAGUCCAAGUGUUCCUGCUUCACCAGGUCGAUCCAGUCUGAGAGUCACAGUCCGGGCUCCUCCACAAAUCAUGGAGUCAACCAGGAUGAAACUCAUGUGUACGACUCUGUUCAUCCUGGUACUGCUGACAUCUAUGCAUCAGUCACACUCGCAGAUGACUACGAGGACAUCACCUACCUACUCUCUUAA
Molecule: messenger RNA, 2470 nt
Organism: Oreochromis aureus
Lineage: Eukaryota; Metazoa; Chordata; Actinopteri; Cichliformes; Cichlidae
Product: Fc receptor-like protein 5
Exons: 14
Coding region: 128-2470 (780 amino acids)
Biological process (GO): cell surface receptor signaling pathway
Molecular function (GO): transmembrane signaling receptor activity
Source: RefSeq, a predicted model, not a curated record